Molecule: messenger RNA, 1044 nt
Organism: Drosophila kikkawai
Lineage: Eukaryota; Metazoa; Arthropoda; Insecta; Diptera; Drosophilidae
Product: enoyl-CoA hydratase domain-containing protein 3, mitochondrial
Cellular component (GO): mitochondrion
Molecular function (GO): hydro-lyase activity
Source: RefSeq, a predicted model, not a curated record
GCGUCGGUAUUUACCAACACUGUUUGACAAAAUCAAAAUACAAAAUGUUGCGUGUCUUGCAAAACUCGAAAUAUGCAACAGGUGUCGGGCAACAGGUCCUUCGUUUUGCCAGCACUGGAGCCACCGACCUGGUCCUGGUCAAGGAGCAGAAUGGCGUGCGGGAGAUAACGCUGAAUCAUCCAAAAACCCUGAACUCCCUGUCCCUGGAGAUGAUGACUGCCCUGCAGGAGGCUUUGCUGAAAGACAAGGACAGUGUGGAUCUGAGAUGUGUGGUGUUGGGAGCCCAGGGUAAAGUCUGGUCAGCAGGUCACAAUCUCAAGGAGCUCCACAACGAUCCCAAGAUACAGGCGUGUGUGUUCCAGAAGCUCACCGACAUUAUCAAUGACAUCCAAAAGCUACCGGUGCCUGUGAUUGGAAAGGUCAAUGGUUAUGCGGCUGCUGCAGGCUGUCAACUUGUUGUGUCCUGUGACAUGGUCAUCUGUUCCAAAACCAGCAAGUUCUCCACGCCUGGAGCUGGUGUGGGAGUUUUCUGUUCCACUCCUGGCGUGGCCAUAGCCCGCAUUAUGUCCCGACCAAAGUCCGCUUUUAUGCUGAUGACAGGCCUGCCCAUUAGCGGCGAAGAAGCCUUUAUCUCUGGAUUGGCUACUAAAGCAGUGCCAGCCGAGGAGCUGGAUAAGGAAAUAGAUGAGAUUACUGGCGCCAUCAAAGCCAAGAGCAGGGCUGUGAUUGCUUUGGGCAAGGAGUUCUACUACAAGCAGUUGGCCCUGUCCCAGAAGGAAGCCUAUGUAGCGGCCCAGGCAAAGAUGUGCGAGAACUUCCAAUUGGACGACACCAAAGAGGGCAUUGCUAGCUUCUUUGAGAAGCGGCCGCCCAGCUGGAAACAUGAGUGAUCAAUCGGAGCUUUAGUUGUUGGAACAAACGGACCAAUUGUGCAUUUAUAGGUGUAAAAUGUUGUUAUCUUUUAUCUUUUAAAUGAUUUUGACUAAUAAAAAAAGUGUUUUCAAAACUGAGUUAUAAAAUAAUAAAGCGUUUCCGACUCCCAAA